Brettanomyces bruxellensis is the source of this 1476-nucleotide messenger RNA. RefSeq lists its product as uncharacterized. The coding region runs from base 1 to 1476 and encodes 491 amino acids. Gene Ontology annotation, molecular function: transmembrane transporter activity. The transcript has a single exon. Gene Ontology annotation, cellular component: fungal-type vacuole membrane. Lineage: Eukaryota; Fungi; Ascomycota; Pichiomycetes; Pichiales; Pichiaceae. Gene Ontology annotation, biological process: transmembrane transport. The record is from RefSeq and is a predicted model, not a curated record.
AUGUCUACACAUAGUCCCAAGUUACAGAUAACCUCUCAAGGCACAACAAAGGACUUUGGCCUGAAGGAGGAAGAUCUGAAACAUGCCGCAAACAUGAAAGCCGAGUUUCCAAGGGCAACUUCGAAAGUUGAGGAGACAACUUACAGAUCUGAUAGUCCUGUUGAAAGCGAUGCAGAUGCAGAUGCAGAUCUAGAUGAUCAGGAUGAUGGAAAUAUACCGGACUUGUAUCCGGAUGGUGGCUGGAAAGCGUACAGUGUUGUUUUGGGCAGCUUUCUUUGCUGUGUCACAUCUUUCGGACUCAUGAACAGUCUAGGAGUAAUCGAGUCUUACGUACAAAGCCACCAACUCGAAACCUCGUCUGUGUCUAUUGUCUCGUGGAUAUUUUCGAUCUUCAUGUUCAUGUCUUUGUUUCUUGGUCUUUUUAUUGGGCCUAUGUACGAUGUUGUUGGCUCCCGCUGGCUUUUGCUUGCUGGAACUCUAUUUAUUUUUGUUGGUCUAAUGACGACUGCCUCCUGCACCAAAGUCUAUCAGUUCAUUCUCAGUUUUGGUGUUUGUGCAGGAAUAGGCGCCGCAUUAAUGAUGUUUCCGUCUGUUUCAACCGUUUCCAGCUGGUUCAGUAAGAAGAAGCGGUCUUUUGCAAUCGGAGUGGCCAUGUCUGGUGGUUCUGUUGGUGGAGUUCUCUUUCCUGUUAUGCUCAGAGCGUUGUUUCCUCGUUUUGGCUUUGUUUGGUCCAUCAGAAUUCUUGCGCUUCUUAACCUCGGCAUCUCAUCGGUGGGGUCUGUUUUGGCUUCGGAUAGAUUAAAGCAGAUUAGACUAAAGACGAAGGAUGUAGACAGCCGGACUUUCUGGGAUAAACUAAAAGAUUCGUUCGAUAUUAAGGCAUUUAAGGACAGAAACUUUGUAACGCUUUCAUGUGCCGUGUUCUUGAACGAGUUUGCACUUUUGAUUACUCUCACAUACAUCUCGUCUUACGCGAUGAUCCAAGGGGUCUCUCAAGCUGAGAGUUACCAAAUGUUGACCAUCUUGAACCUUGCCGGAAUCUUCGGUCGGUUCAUUCCAAACUACCUAGCGGACUACUAUGGCUCAUUCAAUAUGAUCAUCAUCAUGUCAGCACUGAACACGUUUUCCUUGUUUGUCAUUUGGCUACCGUUUGGCCAGUUUAAAGGGGCCCUCUACAUUUUUGUCGUAUUCUUUGGCUUUGGCUGUGCCGCUACAUACUCUUUAACCGGUGCCACGGUUAGUACUAUUACGCGUAAAACAAAGGACUUUGGAAAACGCUAUGGGACGGUCUACGCGUUCGUGUCGUUUGGAAAUUUGCUGUCUUUACCUGUUUCUGGUGCACUUAUCAAGCAGAAAACAGCCACCGACUACAGGAAGAUGGUCAUAUUUGCCGCCUGCACUUGUCUUGCCGCUACUAUCUUCUUCGUCCUCAGCAGAAUGAGCAUAGUUGGCAGAAAGCUCCGUACUGUGGUUUAG